Messenger RNA from Ostertagia ostertagi, 1407 nucleotides. NCBI's taxonomy places the organism in Eukaryota, Metazoa, Nematoda, Chromadorea, Rhabditida, Trichostrongylidae. The record is from the annotation of a GenBank genome assembly.
AACGAUUACUUUCAGGAGUUGGAAGAAAAGUCAAAUGCUCUCCAAAAUCAGUGCCCUGAAAUCAAAUGGCAUUACAUUGGCAAAAUCCAAUCCAAUAAGAUAGGCAAGAUAUGCUCAUCGCCCUCUCUGUAUUGCGUUGAAACUAUCGAGUCGGCAAAACACUGUGAUCUGUUCAACCGAGAAAUGGAGAAAAGGCAAAACGUGCUUGAUGUUUUGGUGCAGGUAAACACAAGCGCAGAAGAUCAAAAAGGAGGUGGGUUGUCGAUAGAGGAUGCUCCCGAUCUUGCUUGUUAUAUAGCCGAUCACUGUUCUAGCUUACGCUUUGCUGGUUUUAUGACCAUUGGCUCUUUUGACCACAGCCAUGUUGUUCCGAAUCCUGACUUUGAUCGCCUGUAUCAAGUCAGGGAAGCAUGGGCGAAGAGAGUGUCGCGUUCUCCUGAUGAGGUGGAACUUUCUAUGGGUAUGUCCGACGACUUCGAGACUGCGAUUGCCCAAGGGAGCACGAGCAUCUGUCGUCUCCAACGAAGUAGGUCACUCAUGCCGUUCGUCAAAACAGACUUCUCAAUUCCUCUUAGUGAGCUCAGGCGCGAGUCUGCUCCAAGCAAAACUCAGGAGAUCGGUGGAAACAAUUUUAGACCAGUGUGCCUGAAAUGUCGCGUUUUCGAAGGCCCUCCAGGUUCUGCCUACGCGGAAUUCGGCGGUACUAAAGUGCUCGCAAGAGUCUAUGGUCCCACCGAUGAUCCCAACGGUGACUCAAACGCAGCAUCCCUGUCGCUUAAAAUGAAAGGUCUUCCUAAUACGAAUCGAAUUGCGUCACAAGUUCUAUCAGUCAUCAAGACAUGUGUAAUGGUUCACAAAUACAGCCAAUGCUGCUUUGAUAUCGAGGUCACGGUGUUGAGCGACGAUGGUGGGUUGUUACAGUGUGCCCUGAUGGCAGCUACACUCGCUCUGGCAGAUGCAGAAGUCCUGGUGUUGGAUGUCGUGGUAGCUGCGCACGUGGCACGUAUUCCUUCUGGUGAGUGGAUUGUGGAUCCCACUUCUGAGCAGAUUGUUAGUGGUACUUCAGAGUGCACGUUAGCCUUGAUGCCAAAUCAAAAUCAGCCAAGUGAAGUUGAUAUUCAGGUGUUGGAUGUCGUGGUAGCUGCGCACGUGGCACGUAUUCCUUCUGGUGAGUGGAUUGUGGAUCCCACUUCUGAGCAGAUUGUUAGUGGUACUUCAGAGUGCACGUUAGCCUUGAUGCCAAAUCAAAAUCAGAUAGUUUGCUGUGAUAUACGAGGGGGCCACCUAACAAGUUCACAAAUAGACGAGUUCAUUACGUUUGCUACGGACAAAGCAAUGAAGCUUUAUCCGGUCUUGCGGAAAGCUUUACUGAAUACGCUGUCUGUAGAGGAUGCAAGUAGUUGUUAA